AUGGACGACGAUGGCGGCCAGCACCACCGCGGGAAACUCGAAGUCAGCAGCCCCGUGGCAACCGUGUUCGGAAUAGGUUUCGCUUUCGUUCUCCUCGCAAUCUUGCAUUUGAUCUACGUGGGCUGGUGCAAAAACACGGGUAAUAAUAACGGUUCUAAUAAUGGGACUCGAACUCGCGACCAUCGGCAGCGAGAGCCAUCGCCACCACCAUUGCCGUCGUCAUCGUCGUUGAAUAGCAGCGGCGGCACGGCGGUGCAGUUGGUUGUGACGGUGAGGUAUGGGAAAGAGAGGAAAGAGGAUGAGUGUGUGGUGUGUUUGAGCCAGUUCGUGCAGGGCGAAGAAGUGAGGGUUUUGGUGCAGUGUGGUCAUGUCUUCCAUGUUUCUUGCAUUGAAACGUGGCUGCGUUCACACCCUACUUGCCCGAUUUGCCGAGUCAAUACGGUUGCCGGAGGCCGGUGA
Messenger RNA from Ipomoea triloba (trilobed morning glory), 459 nucleotides. RefSeq names its product RING-H2 finger protein ATL80-like. Lineage: Eukaryota; Viridiplantae; Streptophyta; Magnoliopsida; Solanales; Convolvulaceae. The transcript has a single exon. Gene Ontology annotation, biological process: protein ubiquitination. The record is from RefSeq and is a predicted model, not a curated record. Bases 1 to 459 code for a protein of 152 amino acids.